Malus domestica (apple) is the source of this 639-nucleotide messenger RNA. The record is from RefSeq and is a predicted model, not a curated record. Lineage: Eukaryota; Viridiplantae; Streptophyta; Magnoliopsida; Rosales; Rosaceae.
AUGAAGCUAGAUUUUGAUUGGGGUGGAGAGCGCAGGCUUGAAGAUGAAAUAAUACCGGAAUGCUUACAGCCACAUUCAAAUUUAGAAUCCUUAGAGAUACGGAAGUACAGAGGCAGCACCAUUUCUCCGGAUUGGAUGGUGUCCUUAACUAAUUUGAGAAGGCUUGUCUUGUAUUCCUGCCAAUAUUCUGAGGCUUUGCCUCCUCUGGGAAAACUUCCAUCCCUUGAAUCACUUGAAAUGUGUCUUAUGAAAAGUGUGAAAAAUGUGGGGCUUGAGUUUUUGGGCAUAGGAACUGAUGGUGCAGAAAUACCAUCAUUUGUUUCAUUCCCAAAAUUGAGUGAACUUGGGUUUUCUUCCUUGGGAAAGUGGAGAGUGUGGGAAGGGAGCGUAAGGUCUGCAGAAGAAGAUAUUUCUUGUAGAAUAAUGCCAUGUCUUCUUUCCUUAGAGAUUAACUCCUGCUUUUGUUUAGAAGUGCUGCCAAACUUCCUGAAAAAGACACCACUACAGAAUUUGACGAUCACUGACUCUAAGGUUCUCCAAGACCAUUGCAUUGUGGGGACUGGGAAGGAGUGGGAUAAGAUUUCCCACAUUCCAAAUAUCAAGAUUAAUUUUGAAAGCGUUCAAAGAGACGACCUCUGA